AUGGAGAAAGGGAAGGAGAAAAUAUCUUCCUCUACACCUCCUACCAUAGAGGAAGCAACAAAUCCUCUGUCUCAUGCUAUACCAAUUUCUUUUUAUCCGGAAUUUCCCAACUAUAUGCAUGGUUUCCAUCCACCAAUGCCACAUGCGUGGUUACCUAUGCCAUUUGUGGAGCGUCCUGAUGCCAACCCAUCUACUAAUACUAAUCAGGGAAAUGAAGUGCCCCCAUUUCUCUCAUCAAUUGCCUCUUCGAUUGGUUUACACUCCACAAGUUCAAGCCAUGUGGAUGAACUCCAAAAUAUAUCGCCCGACUCUACUGGAAAAAGUAUGUCUACGCCCUAUAUUGAUGAUACUGUUGAACCCAGAGAUGUUGGACAGUCCGGGCUACAAAAUACUUUCCAUACUGAGGGGGCCAAUAUUGUUAAGGAGCCGAAGUUGGGAAUGAUGUUUAAAUCUGAAGAGGAGUUACUUUCUUAUUAUAAAAGAUAUGGGCAACAAUGUGGUUUUGGGAUUAUGACACAAAGGAGUCAUAAGUUUGAGGAUGGGAGCAUUAGAUAUGUCACAUUAGGGUGUGCUCGUGGUGGGAAGGCACGGAACCGUAUGACAAAUGUUGCGAGGCCACGUCCGACAUCGAAGACAGACUGUAAGGCAAGGAUAAAUGUCAUAUACGAAAAAGGGGUGUUGACGGUGUCGAGUGUUAACAAUUCUCAUAAUCACGGCCUAAGUCCACAAAAGUCGAGAUUCUUCCGCUGCAAUAGAGAAGUGAGCGAGUCUGUUAAGAGAGUCUUAGAUAUUAAUGAUCAGGCUGGGAUCAGAAUGAACAAGAGUUUUGCCUCCCUUGUGCAAGAAGCGGGUGGAUUUGAAAACUUGCCAUUUAAUGAAAAAGACUGUCGAAAUUAUAUUGACAAGGCACGCCACCUUCGACUUGGGAAAUGUGGUGCUGGAGCCCUCCGUGAGUACUUUGCUCGGAUGCAAUACAAGAAUGAUGGGUUCUUUUCACUAAUGGAUAUGGAUGAUGACGGACGGUUGAGGAAUGUAUUCUGGGCGGAUGCACGAAGUAGGGCAGCCUACAAAUAUUUUGGGGAUGUCAUCACAUUCGACAUGACAUAUUUGACAAAUAGAUAUGGGAUGCCGUUUGCACCGUUUGUUGGUGUAAACCACCAUGGCCAGUCAAUUCUGUUGGGGGCAGGAUUAGUAUCUAGUGAGGAUACGGAAACAUUUUCAUGGUUAUUUCAGACUUGGUUGACCUGUAUGGAUGGUGAAGCUCCCAAGGCUAUUAUCACAGAUCAAGAUAGAGCCAUGAAAAAUGCAAUAAGUCUCGUAUUUCCAAACAGCCGACACAGAUAUUGCUUAUGGCAUAUAUUGAAAAAAUUGCCAGAGAAGCUAGGUUCACAUGGUGCAUACAAAACUGGGUUAAAAAGUCAGUUACUAAAUUGUGUGUAUGACGCUCACACAAAGGAAGAGUUUGAGGGCUCUUGGGAACUGUUAAUUACGAAGUACAACUUGGAGGAGAAUGCUUGGUUGAAGAGUUUAUACGCUGAGCGUAUGUAUUGGGCACCUGUGUACAUGAAAGAAGUUUUUUGGGCAGGAAUGAGUACAACCCAACGAAGUGAGAGCAUGAAUGCUUUUUUUGACGGGUAUGUUCAUGCUAAGACAAACUUAAAAGAGUUCGUCGAUCAGUUCGAUAAUGCAGUGAGGAAGAAGAUUGAGAAUGAAAGUGAGGCGGACUUCCACUCAUUCAACGUCACAAUUCCCGUCGUCUCUCCCUCUCCACUUGAGAAGACUUUUCAAGACAUAUACACUUGCAAUAAAUUUAGAGAAGUGCAAAAAGAAGUAAUAGGGAUGCUUGCAACUCUUCCAACUCUACACCGGAAAGAUGGUGUAAUUGCAACGUACCAUGUAGAAGAUGAAGUUAAUGUUGAUGAUUUCAUCAAGGAGGUGACCCAUAUAGUGUACUUUAAUGAGGCCGAAUGUGAAGUGAAGUGUUCAUGUGCCUUGUUUGAGAUGAGAGGGAUAUUGUGUAGGCAUGUAUUAGGCAUUAUGAGAGUUAACAAAGUCUGUUCGGUUCCAGAAAAGUACAUACUAGAUCGAUGGAGGAAAGACAUAAAAAGAACAUACACUCUUAUACGAAGUAGUUAUGACAUGGUUGAUCAGAGGCCUGAAGUUAGCAGAUAUUCACGCAUCAUCAAGAAAUGCUACGAAGUAGCCACGAAUGCAUCUUCAUGUGAUGAGCACACUGAGGAUAUGCUAGCUAAGUUAGAUGCAAUGAACUUAGGCUACCACACCAACAACCCACCCUCGAAGGUUAUAAUUUAUAAUGCCGAUGCAACGAUAGAUGCGAGCUCUAAGAAAGUAUUGAGUCCUCAUGUAGUGAGAGGAAAAGGCAGACCGCCAUCUCUUAGAAAAAAGUCAAUGAUUGAGAGAGGGAAACCCAUGACGAAGAAGUCUAGCCAAAAAGGAAAACGUAAACAGCCGCAUGGAAUAGAAGGCGAAGUUGUUGGAACGUGCAGGAAUUUAUUUGGCCAAGCAGAUGUUGGGACACAACAAAAUGUUCCAGUUCAGCCCUCACAAAACUUAAGGGAGAUGUUGGACUUUAGUGCCACCGAGUUAGGCUUUGCAGUGAAUGAGACUCAAGAAAGUAUGCAUAUGGGGUUGGAUGGAACCCAGCCGGAAUGGUUGCGUGAGUCACAACCGUCGCAAUAA
Messenger RNA from Carya illinoinensis, 2700 nucleotides. RefSeq names its product protein FAR1-RELATED SEQUENCE 5-like. The record is from RefSeq and is a predicted model, not a curated record. The transcript has 6 exons. Gene Ontology annotation, molecular function: zinc ion binding. Lineage: Eukaryota; Viridiplantae; Streptophyta; Magnoliopsida; Fagales; Juglandaceae. The coding region runs from base 1 to 2700 and encodes 899 amino acids.